Messenger RNA from Trichomonas vaginalis G3, 2175 nucleotides. RefSeq names its product VPS9 domain family. The transcript has a single exon. Bases 1 to 2175 code for a protein of 724 amino acids. NCBI's taxonomy places the organism in Eukaryota, Parabasalia, Trichomonadida, Trichomonadidae. The record is from RefSeq and is a predicted model, not a curated record.
AUGAGUGCUUCUCCAACUGACGACUAUGUUCAAAUGGUUGAAGAGCUAAGAGAAUUACAAGUAAAACUAAUCAAAGAAGACACUUUUUACGAAUACCUUGAAAAUGAAACAAAAGAAACAAUUUCAAAAUUAGAAAAAAUUUCAUACAGAGCUAGAUGCAUUCAAAAAUACAUUAUUACAUUCUUAGCAAGCACAUUUCGUGUUAAACCUUCCAGUUAUUCAUUGCAAUAUGUUAAUUCUUUAUUUACAUAUGAUAUUGGACAAAAAAUUCCAUAUAAGAUUGCAGACAUAGAUUUAGAUCCAUUCUACAAAGUAGGUAAAGCAUGCGUACAAGAUUUUGAUAUUUUAUCUAAUAUUUCAGUAAAAUUAAUCGAUACUCAUCCAGAAUUUGUACACAAUCUUUGCAAUUCAACCAUACCAGCCUUAUUCCAAAACUUAUUUACUCGAAAAUCAAUCAUUGAAUUUAAUAAUUUUACAAAAACAUUAUUUGCCAAAUUUCCUUUAUAUGUUCCUCGCUUUCUUUCUUUUAUGUUAAUGCAUCCAUUGAUGUCACAAUUUAUCGAAUCAGUUAUCGAAGAAAUCCAAGUUCCGUACACAGAUGAAAAUUAUAUCGAAAAAUUCAUUGAAAGCUGGAAUAACAACUAUACACUAAUGCCAAAACUAUUCAUUGACAUAUUGAAGAACUCUUCUACACCAGAAACCCUUCUUUUUGAUCUUUUUGUGAAACCAAUUUUUCAAUUUCCAAAAAUGCACUGUUUACUUCAUCAACUUGAUGAAAUCGAUGAAAAGAGACUUGCACAAAUCAUAACUCAACUUAAUACCAUGCAAGAUAAGCUCUGGGAGGCAUUUUCCGACUCAUCAGAAUUAUGUGACUUUCCAAAAGAAGAAUCCAAUGUCCAAAUCCAAAGUAUCUCACAAUUCUUUGUCUUUUCAGACGAGGAUCUUGUUAUUCUAUCAUAUAUUGCAGAGAUUGGCAAAGAAAUGGAUUUAUUAGACAUUGAUGUUCCAGAAAUUCAACCAUACAAAGUUAUUUUCAUUUUCCCGGAGCCUGUCGAAGUUCCACAAGCAUCAAUGAGUAGUAUUAUACUUUAUUCAUCACAGCCUGAUGAUAUAGAGAUGAACAUCAGGUCAUUAAUUGUGAAAUGUCCUCCAAUUAUUCACGCGAGUUCUCUUUCACAAGAAAAAAACUUCUUUUUCGAAAUCAGAAAAAUGUUGGCUUUCAUUCCAAGAGAAGAAGAAACGUCGUUCGAACUGAAGAUAGUUAAAGUAGAACAGAUGGUUAAAGAUAGAUAUACAUUUAGAAACAUUUUGGACAUAUUAAAAAAUGCUUUCGAAAAAAGAUCAAAUGAACACAUAAAAAGUUUGUCAAAUAUUGCUCAAAUGAACAACAAAAACAAGACAUUGCAUGUAAGUAUUGAAGAACUAACUGAACAUUUGAAGAAUAGAAUGUCUGUAUUAAGAUAUUACUUACUUCAAUCGUGGAGUAAUGAUCCACAAAAUGAAAUUUCUUUGCCUGAAGAUGUAAUUGAAAAUCCUGAUACUUUCAGCGAAUUCUUCACAAAAAGCUAUGGAAUAUGGACUGAAUGGCUGAAGAACAAACAGUUCUUUACUUGGGAUGAUACAAUGGAGUUCCAUGAGUUCUUGAUGAGAAAAAUUCCUUUGGAAAAAUUUGUUGAAAAACAUCAAAAUUUGGUUGAAGAAGAUCAAAAAUUUGUUGAUUUAAUUGACAACAAAAAAGAUGAGAUAAUGGAAAUGAUUAAAGAUAAGUUCAUUAAAGUGUUCUUGAAUAGACCAGAACUUCUUGAUGAAGCAGAACUUUAUUGUCGCCAAAUAUUUACUGAGAAAUCUCCUUUGGAAGCAUCAAAUAAAAUGCAUUUGAUGUUUAGAGAGUUAAUUUUCGUCACUGAAUCUGAAGUAAAAGAUGAUGCAGGAGAAAAUGAAUACACUCCUCUGAGAUUGCUUGUUUUCAUUAGAGCAAGACCUCAAAAUUUGUUCUCUAAGUUGACAUACAUGUCUCAUUUCUUGUACUCGAUGAUGGAAGAUCCUUUGCAAGUUGAAGUAAUAACAAUUUGCGAAGCUCUUUGUGGACAUUUCCGCGAAAUAAUCGAUAAAUUUACUGAACAUCCUGCUGAAGAACAACAAGAAGAUCAAGAGCCGCCAUCUCCAACUACAUAA